AUGCCGUCUCUGGUAACGUCAUGCGCUCGCUGUGGUGGUGCCUUAGAGGACAAGGCAGAUAGAUCUUCUUCCCGCUUAGUGAACAAUUUACGUGGAAAUGAUGAGAUGGACAAUUCUUUCCUGAUUUUCACUCAAGCAGCUGGUGUUCUCUUUGCGGAAUUCAAGGUCGUCCCUCGUUAUCGAAGCUUCUUCGCUGUUGAAAUCGGCUUGCUGCAUUCAAUCACAGAUGAAAUUUCCCAUAGCGGCGCGACCUUUUCCUCUGCUGUGCUGCGAUGGGUGAAGCAGCACCCAGAAGAGGGCCAAGUUCGACUGCUGCAAGGAAAGGACCUGACCAUGCUAGAGCCGCUGUCGCCCAAGCAGUUUGCAGCAGAGCGCUUUAAUUGCACAAGAAAAGCGCUACAGGUCGAAACUUGUCCAUCUGAAGACGGUUUGUCAGUGGAGACUUGGUACUUGGUCCGUUGCAAGUGUCCACAGAAUGGCAUCUUCGAAGCACCUUUGCCCCGCAAGGAAGUGCACGCAGAUCUACUGGCAGAGUUCGAGAAAGGGGCCUUGCCAAAAAAGCGAGAUCAUGGUAACCUGCGUACUCAAUGUCGCUGGCUGAAGAGUGCUCGCAUGGUUCGUCAAGCUGCCUUGAAGCGCGCUGGGCCAUGCAAGCCAGCGCACCGUGGAAGAGCCAGCAGCAAGAAGGAGGAGGUCAAAAAUCUCGCGGGCGGAUGGCUGACAAGUCUACAGAUGGCAGUGAGCUUGCUGAGUGGCAUUUUAACUGCUACGCUUUCCUGUGGUCAGCUGGUGGAUUGGCUAGAAUUACCUCGUGGAGAAGCCCUCGAUGUAGUGUACACCUUUGUUCUGGAUGUGAUUAAAGAGCUCUCGGCCCGGCAAGUGCAGGUGAAGUGCGUAGGGUAUGACAACGCCUGUCGGCUCCUUGCAAUGGCUGAGCGUUGUGAGAAUUUGUGCAGCCCAUGGACCAACAAAUUUUGCAACUCGGAGAGCUGUGAGCAGUUGAACGCAUGGAUCUCUGGUCGCACUGCUGCUGCCUUGAACUUGACAGGCGCUAGAUUUGGUGUCUAUUGGAAUGCUCUCUUUGCUGCGCACAAUGAAUGGCUGGAGCAAUGUAGUGCGGCGCGUCGUCGCUUCCAGGCAGGCUUCUUGAAGAGAAACCAAGACAAAUGCGAAAGGAAAUCGGUCGGAGAGGUGAAACAGGGAUAG
Molecule: messenger RNA, 1206 nt
Organism: Cladocopium goreaui
Lineage: Eukaryota; Dinophyceae; Suessiales; Symbiodiniaceae
Source: the annotation of a GenBank genome assembly